Coregonus sp. 'balchen' is the source of this 3609-nucleotide messenger RNA. The record is from the annotation of a GenBank genome assembly. NCBI's taxonomy places the organism in Eukaryota, Metazoa, Chordata, Actinopteri, Salmoniformes, Salmonidae.
GGUUUUUAUAAUUCAUCAAGGAUAAUUUAAUUCAAGACCCGGUCGACCUCGUUUUUGAACCAGUAAAGUUGAGGCAAAUAUUUGUGUAUCGUAUGCGGGCGAGAUCCUGCUAGCCAUUCAUUUUGCAAGUGUGUGCGUUGUUUUUUAGCCCGCUAAAGAGGGCCCUUUCAGCUCUCAGACGCCAAAUCUCUGUGUAUUUUUUUCAAUAGACGUAUGUCCCGUGAACGUACAAAUUAUAAUUUUUGUCUUUGUCAUCUUUUAUUAAGAUAGUUAGAUUAGAAGCCCUUUGGAAUAUUGCUAGGCCAGCUAGCUUGCUAGCUAACAAUCGACAACCCCGCGUGCGCCGUCAGCUUUGUGAACUUGAAUUAGCCAUUAGCUAGCUUGUUUACAUUACUUGCUCAUCUAACUUCGAGAUCAUGGCAGAGUUGUACAUUCGCGUGGGAGAGGAUGAAAACGAAGAGCCAAUGGAGAUCCCAUCUGAGGAUGAUGGUACUGUUUUGCUGUCAACAGUAGCAGCCCAGUUUCCCGGAGCGUGCGGCCUACGUUACAGGAAUCCUGCGUCUCAGUGCAUGCGAGGCGUCCGUCUAGUUGAGGGUAUCUUACAUGCACCUGAGAAUGACUGGGGUAGUCUGGUGUACGUCGUCAACUACCCAAAAGGUAAGGUGUUUUUUCGUUUAGAGGCAACGUUAGUGGGUACGUUAGCUAACUAAUUAAAUGAAGCUACUUGGUUACUGUUACCAGUAACGUUACUAGCUAUCUACCAGUACUAGCUAGCUACGUUUGACUGACUGUACAGUGUACACGGUCAUGCGAAACAAGCUAGUACUUGUAACAGUAACUAUGCAGCUUCAUUUAGUGAGUUACACAUUUAACUAAAGUUGGUGCACAAAAAGUUUAUAUUGGCCUUAGGUAACUAGACUAUUUCAGAACUAGCUAACAUUUCAAUUGCCUCGCUAGCUAUUUAGCUAGUGUGUUUAGGCUAAUGACCAAGUAUUUUGCUUGACUGCCUUUUGAUUUUGUCUUAUCACUGUAUCAUCAUGUUUUACAACAUGUUGUAUUCCUGUGUCAGAUAACAAAAGGAAGAUGGAUGAAAUGGAUGCUGUCUCUGCUGUAAAAAUGAAGAGAGGUAUCGAGAGAACUUCAGACCUCAUUAUCCUUGGGUUGCCUUGGAAAACAUCUGAGCAAGAUUUGAAAGACUACUUUGCCACGUUUGGAGAAGUCAUCAUGGUGCAGGUAACCCAACCAUAUCAACAUUUGGUUUAAUGGUUGAUGUACUUCAUGGAGGUAACCAUGCAUGUCAAUAAUCAUACUUCUCUCUCUCUGCAGGUCAAAAGAGAUGUCAAGACUGGGAACUCAAAGGGGUUUGGCUUUGUUCGGUUCACUGAGUAUGAGACUCAAUCCAAAGUGAUUUCUCAGCGGCACAUGAUUGAUGGAAGAUGGUGUGACUGCAAACUACCAAACUCUAAGGUAUUUAAGCAAUAUGUAAGGAGUACUCGCUUAUUUGAAGCCUUUCCUCUAAAGUCUCCAUUUUGAUCUAUCCCCAGUGCAAGUAAAAUACUCAAAGCGCUUUCUCUCUUUUAUUUUCAUGAUAGGCAGGUCCUGAUGAGCCCAUGCGCAACUGUAAAAUCUUUGUUGGCCGCUGCACAGAGGACAUAACCACCGAUGAGCUCCGGCAGUUCUUCAUGCAGUAUGGCGAGGUCACCGACGUCUUCAUUCCCAAACCCUUCCGGGCGUUUGCCUUUGUCACGUUCUCAGACGACCAGGUAUGUUUUCUUAUGGCCGUUGCUCAACCUGUUGGGUGAAGACUUUUGACAUGGUGCGCAGAUUACAUUCUGGUUGGUUUGUGUGUUGAAUCAUCUCCUCCACCCGCCCCCGUCUCUCUAGGUUGCCUCAGCCCUGUGCGGAGAGGACCUGAUCAUCAAGGGCGUCAGCGUGCACAUCUCCAACGCCGAGCCUAAGCACAAUAAUAGUAGGCAAAUGAUGGAUCGUGGGGCUGGUGGGUUCGGGGGUCAGGGCUAUGGCGGUGGUCGUGGAGGGCUACCAAGCAGUGGCAGUAGCGGGGUGAAUUUUGGGGGCUUUAGCCUUAACCCAGCCAUGAUGGCUGCCGCUCUGCAAAGUAUGCUGGCUAACCAGCAGGGUCAGACCAAUGCGGCAGGCACCACCGCCGCCGGGCAGACCAGUGCCACCGGAGAUCAAAGCCAGGCCUAUGGUUCUAGCACCAGUUACAGCAGUCCCAGCUCAGCUAGUCUUGGGUGGGCUGCAGGCACUAACUCUGCCUCCAGCAGUGGGUUCAGCUCUGGCUUUGGCACCUCUAUGGAGUCAAAGUCAUCAGGUUGGGGAAUGUAGAGAGCUUUGAUUGAUAGUCUUUCUUAUUUCUAGAUUAAUCUGGUAAGUAUUUUGAGGGGCAAGAAAGAGUUAUAGUCAUAUCAUAUGUCCCUGCUAUUUAAAACUAUUGCCUUUUGUCGUUUUGUUAAAGAAGACAUUCAUUUUGUGUGUGUGUGGGUGACUAAUUCUGUAGGAAAUGAGUGCACAGAGUGGUUGAAGUGUAUAGUUUGUUAGUGGUAAACUGCUACACUACAUUUGUCGUUUUUUGUUUUUCUUGAGAAAAAGUUAUUUUGUAUAAGACAUCAGAUGAUGACUGCAUGCUAAGUAGAUAUUUCUGAGAUGCACAAGUAUCACGACACCGCCCCUCAACCACCUGUAUAUGGUUAAAUGGUCUUGAAUUGGGUUUGAUGUUUAAUCUCUGUAUGCAGUUGAUUGUAUCUUUUUUGUUUGCCGUUUUAUGGAAACGCCUUCAUGAAAAUCUCUUCAACAGUUAACCAACUGUUUUCGAAUUUCCCGGGAAGAAGCCCCUCGUUGGCAGCAAUGUUCGACUGAACUCAGUAUCGGUACCCCUCUUCCCAUGUGUAAAUGCUUUGCCAUCAAAAGACACAGCUUCACUCUGCAUAUACUGUGUUAGACGGUGGGUGUUGCCUUUUUUCUCCCCUUUUCAUGGAUAUACAAAUCUUGUCUGCUUUUUGUCUCGCUUUUGAGAACAUUGCGAUUGGUGGUGGCCAAAGAGUGAGACUGAGUGAGCGAACGGGAAAGAAAGCAAGUGUGAAGAGGACUGGUUGUGCGAUGCUAAAGGGCCAGAUGUCUGCGAGAGUUAAGAAUAACCUGUGGCUUUGUGCGAGUGUGAAAGGAAGAAGCAAGUACGAGUGUGUUCCAUAUGACCAUCAAAAGGACAUUUUAUUGCAUCUUGAGAUCCCCAAGGUCUCCUUUCUCUAAUAUUUCUAUCAUACUUAAUCUUAAACACAGUGGAAUGUUUAGCGCUAUGGAUAUUUGUAUCCUUUCUUGCUGUCUGAUUUGAUGUGAAUGGUGUGUGCUUUAUUUUCUCCUUGUUCCUACCCCUUUGUGUGAAAAUGUGACCUUUUUGUGAUUCUGUGUUGAGAGCACUGGGGGAGCUUGGAGGAGUGUGUGAAGGUGCAAGUGAACUUGUGUGUCUUAAGAGGGUGCAGUGGCGAGCGUUUGAGUCCCUAUUGAAAGUUUGUGUUGAAGUCUUUUUGAAUGCAUUUUAUAUGUUUUGUGAAUCAAAGGGAAUUCUCGAAUAAAAUAAAAUUUGACUAGGUA